GGAAAGCGAGAGCAUUAAAACGUUGACUGCCAGAGUGUGACACACUAUUCGAACGCAACCCACAAAAUGAAGUCUUACAAUUUCCGAUUAACUCUUCUUUUGAUCCUAAUACCAGCUGUGGUACAUCUAAAAGCUCAGGAAUAUUGUCCACCAGAGAAUUGUUUACCUCAAGAACAAUGCAACAGUACAGUAAGCAAUGCAUCUUGUCUCAAUGGCAAUGAAUGUUGCAGUAUAGUUAAAUCCGAAUACAGAACGCACUGUCAUCAUUUUUCUGGAAUUUGUAUGAACAAAUGUGGCGACGUAGUUACGGUAAAACAAGCUGUUGUCGAUUGUCAGGAAAAUGAACGAUGUUGUAUUUUAGUUUAAAUCACAUCAUACAACGGGUACGCGAGAUUUCAAAAGAAGAAAAA
Polistes dominula (European paper wasp) is the source of this 410-nucleotide messenger RNA. RefSeq lists its product as uncharacterized. The record is from RefSeq and is a predicted model, not a curated record. Lineage: Eukaryota; Metazoa; Arthropoda; Insecta; Hymenoptera; Vespidae.